Molecule: messenger RNA, 1513 nt
Organism: Nyctereutes procyonoides (raccoon dog)
Lineage: Eukaryota; Metazoa; Chordata; Mammalia; Carnivora; Canidae
Gene: ETFRF1
Product: electron transfer flavoprotein regulatory factor 1
Exons: 4
Coding region: 521-793 (90 amino acids)
Biological process (GO): respiratory electron transport chain
Cellular component (GO): mitochondrion
Source: RefSeq, a predicted model, not a curated record
CGACACCCACACCCACCCUGCUUUGCGGUUGACGGAUCCUGGAGUCGAAGCGGUCGGAGGCCGUAAAGGCUGUGGCCUGCCGGAAAGUGCGUGAGUGCGGCCGCCGGGGCGUUUUCUUUUCCCAGAUCCUGGGGUCUGGAGGCGGUGAAGAGUGUGUUGGGACGCAUCUGGACAGGUGUGAGGGAUUCCAGAAGGAAGGGAGCCGGCGGCUACGCGACUGCGUGAUGUGACUGACACCCACUCGAGUGGGCUGCGUGUUCCACCACAGCUUACGCCCGAGGAGGGGGAUGGGCCCGACUGGCAGUUUAGGGAGGGAGGCAAACCAGUUGGUUCUGAGAGGGUUGGUUACUUUGGAAUUAAUGACCUUUGGAUUCUUCUCUCUGCACAGGGUUCAGUUUACUUUCUGUGCAAAGCUAUGUAAUGCCGUUUUUCCUCAGGGCGGCUCUUCGGCAAGAACUGGAAAUUACCUGAAGCAAUUCCUGGGUAUGUUAUGUAUAGAAGUGGAUACUUUCCAUAAUAAAUGAAAAUGGCCAACUCUUUAAGAGGAGAAGUACUGAAUCUUUAUAAAAAUCUGCUGUAUCUUGGACGAGACUAUCCAAAAGGAGCAGACUAUUUUAAAAGGCGUCUGAAGAAUGUUUUCCUUAAAAACAAAGAUGUGAAGGACCCAGAGAAGAUCAAAGAACUUAUUGGACGGGGUGAAUUUGUAAUGAAAGAGCUAGAAGCCUUAUACUUCCUUAGGAAAUACAGAGCAAUGAAACAACGCUAUUAUUCAGAUACCAACAAAACUAACUGAUCACUCUUACUAUAAUUUGACUGGAAUUCAGUGCCAGCUGAUUAUGUAUAACAGUUAUGAUAAAAGUAACUGUAACUUAAAAUGGCAAGAUAUAGUUAUGUAAAAAAUACCUGAGCUGCCUUAUUGAAUUAAUGGGUUUCAGCUUCUGUUCACAGAAAGCUUUAUUUUAUCAACAACCCUUUAUGUUUAAUUUUUAUACAAAAUCAGCAAUAUAGCCAACUAUACCAAUUAAAAAUUAAUGGAUACUCAAUUUUGAAUGAAAAUACAGUGUACUUAUUAUAAUUUUAACUCAGUAAGUUUUUACCAAUUAUUCUUAGCCCAUUUCUCCAUUUCACUGAGUAGAGAAUACUACUUAAUGCAUUUAGUUAAAGCAAAAUAAUUUCCUGCACAUUGAUUUCCCUUAACUUUUGAAGGAGUACCACCUUAUUUUUGAUCCUAUUUGGUACAUUAGUAGCACACAUUCAAGGUUCACUACAAAACAAAUAGCACAUGGUAAUGAUUUAAGUGCAGUUACAGAAAUAACAUGUAUGGAGUAAGAUUAUUUCUGAUCUUGAAGUAGGCUGCCAGUGAUUGGCAUUACAUACAUACCUAUGUAGUACCUUCCAUUAUUUUGCUGCUGGCUCCCUUUGGGUCUUAAAUCACCUGUAUCAGUUACCUUUGUGUAUUAAUUACCUUUACUGAUCAAAAGUAAUAAAUAAUGUUCUGUUCUUUCAUCAUAAA